This is a messenger RNA of Fomitopsis serialis, 432 nucleotides long. RefSeq lists its product as uncharacterized. Bases 1 to 432 code for a protein of 143 amino acids. Lineage: Eukaryota; Fungi; Basidiomycota; Agaricomycetes; Polyporales; Fomitopsidaceae. The record is from RefSeq and is a predicted model, not a curated record. The transcript is spliced from 2 exons.
AUGGCCGUGGGCAUGCACCUCCGCGGUAUCAUAUCGAAGGAGCCGGGCUGGGACGCUUUCGUGAAGGGGAGGAACAGUCGUCUGAAGAUGGCGCAACAGCUGGAGCAGUACCGUUACGUGAAGAGCAAGUUUGACGAAUACGUGGGCACGAAGACGCCUGCGGACUUGACGGGUGCCGCAGGGGUGGUGAUCACCAAGGCGCAAGUGAUGAAGGCGUUCAACUUGCCCGUGACGUGGGCUGAGGAAGGACUCGAGGUGCUGGCGCUGACUGGGAUGUACGGUCCCAACGGAAAACGGUCCGAAGACCCGAGAGUAGUCACGAUGCUCGAUGAAGUGCCGCCGACAACAACUGGUAUUCAGCUCAAGAAGUACCUCGUGCUAUUGAGGAGAUACACAGUCGCUGGACGAUUGAACAUCCGGAUUUCUAAAUAG